This is a messenger RNA of Hypanus sabinus (Atlantic stingray), 8735 nucleotides long. RefSeq names its product kelch-like protein 28. Bases 3175 to 4890 code for a protein of 571 amino acids. Gene Ontology annotation, molecular function: protein binding. The record is from RefSeq and is a predicted model, not a curated record. The transcript has 5 exons. Lineage: Eukaryota; Metazoa; Chordata; Chondrichthyes; Myliobatiformes; Dasyatidae.
GUUUACUUUGUUGAAAUCCAAUGCUAUAAAUAAAACUUCAAUAUACACUCAAGGUAUGAUAAGUGGAUAUUGAGUUAUAAAUUUGAGGUUGAUUGGCCUUGUGGUGGAAGAAAAAUACAUUUGCAUUGUAAAUAGUGCAAGGGAAAUUUCUACCCAGGAUAAAUUCUAGCUCCAGAAAAGUACUCCUAUGUUUCCUUUUUAAAAAGGGCAUUGGCCCCUGCCUCCACUAUUUUCUUUUCCAUUGAAAUUACUCUAAAUCCUGUCCAAGUAGUGUCUACUGGUGUCAGGCAAUGUUUUUCCACCUGCAGUUUGUUGCAAGUUGAAGAAAUUGUGGAGAAGGCACUAACUUCUCCAUUCAUACAGACUUCACAAGAGCAUUUUCAGUUACACCAGCCGCUUGGAAACAGCAACCAAUAUUCAUGUCAUUGGCACUGGGCUAUUAAUAGUUGAAAGGAAUGAAGGGACAUACUCCAUGCAGGAAGCAUGAUCCUAUAAUGGAGGCCCCCUGGCUUUGACCUUCACAAAACCACAUAAUGCUUCAACAGAAUUCUCACAUACUGGGUGUUAUGAAUGCCACAUCAGCAGAUGAAAAAUGCUUGAAAAUCCGAAGUGCCUCUAAGGCUAUAAAUCACAAACUAGGGAAUAUUUUACUUCGAUGUGCUGGUUAAGGAAGAAUCUCAUUUUUAUGCUUGACAUUUCUGGGCACCAUUGGCAGGAUUCAGAAUCAAGUUUAAUAUCACUGGCAUACAUCAUGAAAUUUGUUGUCUUUGUGGCAGCAGUACAAUGCAAUACAUGAUAGGAAAAAAUGUGAAUGAUGGUAAAAAAUAUGUAAAUUUUAAAUAAAUAGUGCAAAAAUAGAAAAUUUAAAAAAUAGUGAGGUAAUGUUUGUUGGUUCAAUGUCCAUUCAGAAAUUGAUGGCAGAGGGGAAGAAGCUGUUCCUGAAUUGUUAACUGUGUGCCUUCAGGCUUCUGUACCUCUUUCCUGAUGGCAGCAAUGAGAGCAAGGCACAACCUGGGUGGUGGGAAUCCUUAAUGAUGGCUGCCACCUUUAUUUUUGAGGCAUCACUCCUUGAAGACAUCCUGGAUACUACAGAGGCUAUUGCCCAUGAUGGAGCUGACUCAGUUUACAGCUCCCUGCAACUUUGAUACUGUUCAGUAGCCCCCCCCCCCCCCACCCACAUACCAGACGCUGAUGCAACCAGUUAGAAUAUUCUGUACAGUGCACCUGUAGUAAUUUGUGAGUGUCUUUGGUAACUUAACAAACCUCCUCAAACUCCAAAUGAAAUAUAGACACUGUCAUGUCUUUUUUUCGUAGCUGCAUCAAUAUAUUGAGUCCAGGAUAGAUCUUCAGAGAUAUUGACACCCAGGAGCUUGAAGUUGCUCACUGUUUCCUCUCUUAUCCCUCUGUGAGGACUGGUGAACAUUUCUUGUCAUGCCCUUCCUGAAGUCCACAAUCAGUCCUUUGGUCUUACUGAGGUCGAGUGCAAGGUUGUUGCAGCAACAGCACUCAACUAGCUGAUCUCACUCCUGUAUGUCCUCUUAUCACCCUCUGAAGUUAUGCCAACAAUAGUUAUAUCACCAGCAAAUUUGUUGAUGGCUUUUCAGCUGUGCCUAGCCACACAGUCACGGUGGAGAGAGAGUAGAGUAGUGGACUAAGCACACAUCCCUGAGGUGUGCCGAUGUUGAUUGUCAGUGAGGUAGAGAUGUUAUUUCUGAUCUGCGUAUUGUGGUUAGGAAGUAGAGUAUCCAAUUGCAGAGAGAGGUACUGAGGCCAGGUUCUGGAUCUUUUUGAUCAGAACUGUAGGUAUGAAGGUGUUAUGCUGAGUUGUAGUCAAUAAACAGCAUCUUGACAUAGGUAUUUGUAUUGUCCAGGUGAUCCAAGGCUGUAUGAAGAGCCAAUUAGAUUGCAUCUGCUGUGGACCUACUGUGGUGAUAAGCAAAUCGCAGUGGGUACAGGUCCUUGCUGAGACAGGAGUUAAUUCUAACCAUAACCAACCUGUCAAAGCACUUCAUCAUUGUCGAUGUGAGUGCCAUUGGGUGAUGGUCGUUAAGGCCCCUCACCUUGCUUUUGGGCACUUAAUAUAAUUGUUGCCCUUUUGAAGAAAGGUUCUCUUAAUUGGAGGCAUUUUGUGUCAUAAAAGAGAAGAGGACUCUAUUAACAGAAGGAAAUAUCUUCAAAUAGCUUCAGUCACUUUGUAACAUUUUAAAUUGAUGAACCCUUAUGAUCCAAACAGGUUCUGUGUGUCUUUUUAAAAUAUUAUAAGUUAAACUUUUUAUUAAUGUUCUUAACUUUAUACAUUCCAAUGGAAAUGAUUUCAGUACCUUUAGUUUGUUAUUACAGUAAAACUCCAGUAUUCUGCUUUCCCAUUGUCUGAAGGUGCUGAUGGUUCUGUAUCACUGAAAUUUCCUUUCCUUGCUUUUAAACCUUUUGAACACUCUUUAAACUAAUGUGAUUCACUGGUAAGCCUAUUAUACUGCUGUAUAACAUCAAAAAAUGAAAAAUGUUUUGAAGAAAUAUCCAAUAGUUUAGUAAAGUCUGCAAAAUUAAGGUCUUGAGGAUGCCAGAUUAAUGUAGUUCACUUGUAAUUAUUAAUUGGUUAAGUGCUGCUUCUAUAUUUUGAUAUGAGCUGCUUGUGACUAAGGCCAAGCAGAAAAAUAAAUCAAAUAAGAAGCAAAAAAAAAACGAUGUUCAUGCUUGAAAUCUGAAAUGAAAACAUGUUGGGAGUCUUCGCAGCUCUGGCAGCAUCUGUGGAAAGAGAGAAAGUAAACAUUAAGUUGGAAACCCCUAAGUGAAUCAGUUGCUGAUCCCUGGAAUAUAUGGGGCUUCUUUGAUGCUUUCAUCUCUCUGAAACCAGGCAGAUGAAACAAUAUUGUCCCUUUUUAAAGUUCAGUGUCUGGCUAAUUAAAUAUAUUUGGAUCUUGACUUCAAAACUUAUUAAAGCUGUCUCAAUUUGGAAAUGUGCAUUUUUCUAACUGAAACAUAUUCUGUUGCACAUAGCUUAUUUUCAUGUGACUGAAAUUUAAAACAGUAUGAGGAGCAGCCUUUUUGUUUUGCUUUUGAGGGAAGUGUCAACAAAUUAUUAUCUGUGACAUUACUUUUUGAAUUGACAUACUUUGCUUAAAUCUUUCAGAUUGCUUUUCAGUUCUACACAUGUGAAGAACUACUUGUCAGAGAAUGGACCAGUCCCCUCAGUCCUACAUGCUUGCCAAUCUGACACAUCCGCAUUCUGAACAGUUGCUGCAGGGAUUAAAUCUUCUUCGACAACAUCGUGAACUUUGUGACAUUGUCCUCAGGGUUGGUGAUGUCAAGAUCCAUGCCCACAAGGUGGUGCUGGCUAGCAUCAGCCCAUACUUCAAAGCCAUGUUUACCGGAAACCUUUCAGAGAAUGAAAACUCUGAAGUUGAAUUUCAGUGCAUUGAUGAGACUGCUUUGCAGGCCAUUGUAGAGUAUGCAUACACAGGAACUAUAUUCAUUUCGCAAGAUACAGUAGAAUCUCUCCUGCCAGCUGCAAACUUGCUUCAGAUCAAACUUGUGCUAAAAGAAUGUUGUACAUUCCUUGAAAGUCAGCUUGAUCCUGGCAAUUGCAUUGGUAUUUCUCGGUUUGCUGAAACGUAUGGUUGUCAUGACUUGUACCUUGCUGCCAACAAGUACAUCUGUCAGAAUUUUGAAGAUGUAUGCAAGACUGAAGAAUUUUUUGAAUUAAACCACACAGAGUUGGAUGAAAUAAUCUCGAAUGACUGUCUGAAUGUUGUGACGGAGGAAUCUGUUUUUUAUGCAUUAGAGUCAUGGAUUAAAUAUGAUCUGCAAGAAAGACAAAAAUAUUUAGCACAGCUGUUGCACUGUGUUCGACUGCCAUUAUUAAGUGUAAAAUUUCUGACAAGAUUAUAUGAAGCAAAUCAGCUAAUUCGUGAUGAACAUACUUGCAAGCACCUUCUAAAUGAAGCCCUUAAAUAUCAUUUUAUGCCAGAGCACAGAUUUUCCCAUCAGACUGAGUUAUUGACUCGACCACGUUGUGCCCCCAAAGUACUUUGUGCUGUCGGUGGAAAAACUGGAUUGUUCGCAACAUUAGACAGUGUGGAAAUGUACUUCCCUCAGACAGACUCCUGGACAGGUCUGGCACCACUCAGUAGCCCACGCUAUGAAUGCGGAGUUGCUGUUGUUGAUCAAAAACUUUAUGUGGUAGGAGGAAUUGCAACCCAUAUUCAACAAGGAAUCAACUAUCGAAAACAUGAAAAUUUGGUGGAAGGUUGGAAUCCAGAGACCAACAAAUGGACAUCAGUAGAACGAAUGAAUGAAUGCCGAAGCACUCUUGGAGUGUCUGUUUUAGCCGGUGAACUCUAUGCAAUAGGUGGUUAUGAUGGAGAAAAUUAUUUGCAAUCUGUGGAAAAAUACAUUCCUAAAAUCAAAAAAUGGCAGCCCAUUGCACCUAUGUCAAAAAGUCGCAGUUGUUUUGCAGCUGCAGUUUUGGAUGGCAUGAUAUAUGCUAUAGGAGGAUAUGGUCCUGCCCACAUGAACAGUGUGGAGCGUUAUGAUCCAAGCAAAGAUUCCUGGGAGAUGGUAGCUCCAAUGGCUGAUAAAAGAAUUAACUUUGGCGUUGGUGCAAUGCUUGGAUUCAUCUUUGUUGUUGGUGGACACAAUGGUGUAUCACACUUGCAAAGUGUUGAGAGAUAUGAACCCCAUCAAAAUCAGUGGACUUUGUGUAGACCAAUGAAUGAUCCAAGAACAGGAGUUGGUGCGGCCAUUGUAGAUAAUUACCUCUAUGUGGUGGGAGGUCAUUCAGGGUCAUCGUACCUGAACAUGGUACAGAGGUAUGACCCAACCCUAGAUACUUGGUCAGAUUCUACUGGUAUGUUAUCAUGUCGGUGCAACUUUGGGCUGGCUGCAUUUUGAUCGUUGCUUUGAUUUAUGAAGAAUUUACCGUGGUAAUAAAUCCUGCAUGACAAGAUGACCAACUGUGCUGAGAUUGAGGAGAUACACAAUCUUGCAGGUUUCACUGAGAAUCUUGGCUGCUACUGUUGGUAUUUACUUUGCAGAAAGUAUUGUUUUUAAUCAAAUUGGUUAUAUUGUAUGAUCUUGUGCUAUGGGGAAGAUAAACUGAUGCCUGAAAUAGCCAGGGCUAAAAGAGCCCUAGCAUUUCUAACUUAUUAACAUUCCCCUCCAUUUUAAGUAAUUGUUGCCUCCACCCAUCCUCAUUUUAAUUCUAAUGAAUUGCACAAGUUCAAAGCCCUUUCAACUUGAGUCCAUUUCUGUUUAGUCCAUUAUUUUUUUAAACACCUGUGAGUUACAUAAAAACUUUAAGGGCUGCCUUGUCAUAUCUGUCACAAGUUUUUGAAUAUGACUUCCUCUUUGCUUAUAUUAUGCAGUGUGGUUUAUGUAAUUUGUAGAUCUGAUGACAUGCUAUUGUGUAUAUUUUGCUUCUUUUAGCAAUCUUCCAUCUGAGUGAUAAGGUCACUUAUCAAUAUUUAAUAUCUGAUCUGGUUUUAUUCAAAGUGAAACAAUAUACAUCUAAAAAUAUUAAUUGGGUUACCUGUGCAACUGCAAUUGUACUUUUCAUGGUUUAAUGUUUUGGAAGUUCUUAAUUUCCAUUGUUACAAACCUAUAUUCACAUAGGAAUAUUAUGUCUGAAUCGGAUAGUUAAUAGACUUUGUGAAUAUAGCAUGAUAUUUUAAACAAUACUGAUUUUUUAAAAAAUAUUUGUAUAUUUGCCAUGUUAUUCAGUUCCAAUUGCAGGUGUUAAGUUUAUUUGUGUAUUCCUGUAUUAAUAUUCUAACAGCUGCUGUUCAGAGAAACUUAGUACUUGGUGCUAUCCUAGAAUUCAGGACAUAGAUGUUACAAGCAACACACAGAUGUUACAUACAUAUUUGUUGUAAAUGUCCUGUAAAUUGAUUUUUUUUAACUACCAUCAUUUUUGAGUAGGUCUCGCGUACCUCUGAGCAAGCAUAUCUGGAGUGAAAUAGUUAAUUUAACUUUCAGCUUCUAAAAUCCUAACCUUGCUGGCUAAUUUGUUCAACACUGCAAACCUAAAUAAUUCAUUUUCAUCUGCCUCUCAUUAUGCAUGUUUUUCUCUGAUUCUAGUCCAUUUGAACUAGACCUUGAAUUUGUUUUUUUUUAAAAAAUUGGUUGCCAAACUUUUUUGUUUUGUAAGUUUUUAAUGUACUUUGCAGACACUGUUUUUCUGUAUGUUACAUGACAUUAAUGUAGACAAUUUUGUUCAAUUAAUAUAAACGUCCAAAAUGAUUUCCAGAUGCACUUUUUCAAAGUAUUACAAAUAUAAUCUCCCAAUAAAACUGCAGUUUUUUCUGCACCUAAAAUGUGCAAAAAAGGUGUAAUUGUAGCAAAGUUUGAAUUAACAAUCAGUUAAACAAAGGUUCUUUUUGACUUGAUUGAAGCUAUAAUUAGUAUGUUUAGACCAGAUUAGCAAAGUACCAGCACAAGUUUGUACAUGUGCUUGGUAAAGUGUACAUUUUGUUUUAGAUUGGUAGAGUAAAUAGUUGUGCAUUUUGGUGGUUGCAUGGACAUGUGUCUGUGCAUUUGCAUUAGUGUUUCAGAUUGGGCUUUAUCAUUGUGUGCUACUUAGUAUCUAUCCUAACCUUCUAAAAGUUUCUGGAUCUUGAUGAUGAAAGCUACAUGCGUUUGUUGGAAUAAAAUGGUGCAAUAACAUUUUUAUAUGGCUUUUUUAUUAAGUGUAAUUUAUACUUAUGGAUGGGUUGAUUUACAGAAUUAUUGUGCUCUAAAUAUACCACUUGUCAGUAAAAAGUACCAUUUGUGGUGUUCCGUAUAUAGAAUGAAAUUCCAUCCUUCUAUAAACUUCCAUAUUUCCAAGUACAAGUAGAACAUAAUGUGUAUUUCUUCAUUUAAAUAAUGGCAUGAUUUAAUCUACACUGAAAUAAAAAUGAGCAAAGUCCACAGACAACCUAGUCCCAAAGGCAUGGCAAACUACACAGGUCCUACUGGUUUAGUAGCACAAGUGUUUAUCUUGAUGACAGUAACUGAUGUCACAGCAAUAACUACCGUCAGUGGCAUCUGAUAAAACUAUAACCUUGUUUUGUUAAUUUUAAGAAUCUUUAUAAAAAUAUAUUUGAUGCAAAGCAUGUCAAAUAUUGGUUUCGCCCAUAGUAAUGAAAACUUGGAUCUAGUUAGUGGCAAGUGAAAUAUUUGGCCUCCAUUCAUUGCAAAUAGGGAGUAUUUGUCUGUGUAUAUGUUUUGCCUAUUAUGCACUUGUUUAGUUAUUUCAAGUUGUGACAAAAUUCAAAAAUUCUGGCAAAAUAGUAGGAACUGGCAUUUGACAUAUUUAAGAUGCAACUUGGAAACUUUCAUUUAAACUUUUUUUUGCAUGUCUAUUAGAAGAAAGUAGAUCUAUAUAGGUAACCUGAUAAUGUGGGACAAAGUGAUUUGUCUUUUGCAGCAUCUUUAUCCCAUACUAUUUUUGUAAAAGGCAUUUAUUUUUCAGUGUCAUACUCUUCUAUAUUGUCUAGCUAAAUUUGCACAGAAUUUUCAGUAGUUAGUCACUUGAUUACAAGUGUAAAAAUGAGCACUUGCUAUGAAAUGUUGUAAUACAUGAUUUAUAUUGGCCAUAAAUGGUAUUUCUGGAAUUAAUGUUUUAAUCAUUUGUUGCUAUCUGCAUUGUCAUCUCCUGUCAAUGGGACAACUUCCCCUUUCACCAGAAGAUACAUGAAGUGUAUUUGAAUACCACAACUGGAAUACUAUUAUAAAGUACUAAAACAAAGUUUUAAUGAUUUCAAUCUACUUGGCUUUAACUUAUUGUGAAAGAUAUUUUGCUGAAAUUGAUUGUGGAAACUGAUACUUCUGUGCUCUGCACAUUGAGAGACUUGCAUGCAAAUAAACUGUAAAGAUGUUUCAAGAGACUUUGAUUUAUUCUGCUAAUCUAAUUGCAAUUAGACUUUGGAAGUUGGUGACAACUUGGGUAGGUAAAUAAUUCUCCCCCUGUAUUCACCAAAACUAAAUUUACCCCAUUGACUUAACAUAUUUGAGCCACAUUUUGUAUUCAUCCCUUAAUGUCUUAAUUAAAUUUAAAACAUAGGAUUUUAAACUUGGUAUGAUGGCCUAAAUUAACAUUGUUAAUGGUGAUCAUCAACACUGAUUAUGAAAGCUUUGUAAAUGUAAACUAUUGAACUGAUGGGGGACAUGGGCAGGUCUAAAGUCAUUACUGAUUUCAUAGCUUGCCUUAACUUUUAACUUGAUACUGAACUGGAUUUUAUCUACCUGCCUUUCAAUCCAGUACUAUCCUUUAAAUCCAGACUGCUUCACUUUUAAUAAAAUGUGAUUCUAAACUUUGUAAAUAAACAGGUAAAAGACCUAUUUGUUUUUUGACUUGAGGGAAUGACAUCAUUAUAAAUGGUUAAAUGUUAGUUUGUAUGGUUGUAUGCUCUGUACCUGAAAACAUCAGUCUUACACUUCAAACAUGAGAAACAUCUUGCCUGCUUUUUGGUAUCAUUUGCUACAAAGUAAAAGUGCUAAAGGACUGUUUUCACACCACUUGUUUGUUUUUUCUUAAAGCAGUGUCCAGAUUUUACAUGCUUGUGGUACUGCUGUGUCAAAUACUGUCUGUUACAGUAUUUCAUGGUUUACAAAAUAAAUCUUUAAAUCUGAAAAGUGGUGUCUUGCAAUAUUUCCUUUCUACUUUUAGUGUGGCUGGUUACCACCACUAGAUUAACAGUUUGCACCUGGUAGAUGCUAGUACAGAUGGCUGAAUUUGUUUUUUUGCGAACUGGCUA